GAUAGCACUGCGGAUGGCACUGCUGCGGAUGGCACUGCAGACGGCACUGCUGCGGAUGGCACUGCAGACGGCACUGCAGAUAGCACUGCCGAUGACGCUGCAGCUGGCGCCCAGGACAGUAAACCUGCGAGUUUGAAAACUUCAACUAUCCAGGCAAAGCCUUCUAAGCUCAAUCGAGCUGAAAGGCGCGCGCUGUUGAGGGCGGGGAAGCAGCCUACCGAGAAAUCAGCCAAGCCUACAGAGACUCAAGAUGUACAGAAACCAAUACCACUCAUCGGUAUCAAUGAUAUUAAUUCUCUCGGAUUUGCCACACCUGAGCUUCAGAGCAAGUUCAAAGCUGUAGACCAACCAUCCACCGACAAAUCCCCACCUAAACUUCCAAAAAAGAAAUCAAAAACGCCAACAUCGAAAAAAUCGCAGAAAUCACAAAAGUCGCAGAAGUCGCAGAAGCCGGAUACGUCAGAAACGUCAGAAAUGCCACCGACCUCCAAAAAAGGCCCUCUCGCCAUCAACGUGAUCCGUGCCAAUGCUCUAACAAUGACCCCUAUUAAGGCAGAACGCCCCCCAGUUCCCGCGUUAUCAUACGGGCUCGAAAGGGUUUUGUUUAAUGCUGGCGUGUAUGCGCUCCAAGAUCCUCGAUCUCGAGUUUACAACUUUGACCCAUAUCUCUCAGAGAUCAUGCCAAUCCAAGAAUUUGAUUUUAACGCGUUGAAGCAGUAUGUGACCUCUUCUAAGGAUUCCAAUCUGAUUCGGAUUGCGAAGGAAAACGGGAAGAAAUAUACAGGUUCAACUUCAAGUAUGACAUCGAUGCUUUCUCACUUCCACUACCUCUUGUCGUCGUGGCGAAAUAUCAAUACAAGCAUGCUCUCGAGGCAGUUUGAACCAGACUCUCUUCAAUAUACAAGAAUCAUGAGGGGGCCGGCAGCAAUAUUCCUGCACUGGAAAGAUGGUACGUACGCUAUAGAUGCUGAUAAAGAAUUCGACACGGCAAACAUCCUCAGCAUGCUCGGAAAGUCCAUGGAAAAGCUCCUUACUCUUACGAAAGAGGAGUACGAGAGAUACAGGCACAUCAAUUCAGACCAGAUUACCGAGGAAGAACGGAACGCCGAAGAAGCGUUUCACUAUACCGGCUUCCGCGAUUUUAUGAUGCGCUCGCAAUUAGAUGCGCACGAUCCAAGGGUACCUGGGACUGGUAUGUUCGAUCUUAAGACCCGUGCAGUUGUCUCGAUUCGUAUGGAUGCGAAAGGUUUUCACAAAGGUCUUGGGUACGAGAUUCGCAACCGGUUUGGCCAGUGGGAGUCAUUCGAGCGAGAGUACUACGAUAUGAUUCGCUCUGCAUUCUUAAAGUACUCCCUCCAAGUCCGUAUGGGUAGGAUGGAUGGUAUAUUCGUCGCGUUUCACAACACCCAACGCAUCUUCGGAUUUCAAUAUAUCCCUCUGAGUGAGAUGGACCUCGCCUUGCACGGAACUUCCGAUACCACCCUCGGUGAUAGCGAGUAUAAGCUCAGUCUAGCGUUGCUAAAUGAUAUUCUAGACCGGGCCUCUAAGAAGUGGCCGGAGCAGUCCCUGCGGAUACACUUUGAGACAAGAACAUCGGUAGAUACGCCGUUCAUGUAUAUAUUUGCAAAACCCGUGUCUCAAAGCGAUAUCGAAGAGGUACAAAACGCCAACAAAGCAACUAUUGAAGCUUUCGAGAGGGAUUUACUUGGUUUAGUAAAAGAGGAAGCCGAGAUUGAACCGGAGCCCGUUGUGGAGAAUGACGAAGUUAUUAAGCAAGAAGAAGAGGUGGAAGAAACGUCAUUAGCCCAGGCGAUGUCGACUAUGGCUGCUUGGAAAGAAGUGCGUCAGGUGGUCGAGGAUGCUGUAGAUGAUGACGAGGUGGGCGUUGGCGCCGUAAGAGAGGCUAUCCAAGAUGCGCUAGAACAGAGUGGACUCCUCCAUGCUAAGUCCUCUGCCGAAGCACGAGGGUAUGUCGAUGCCUUGCUUGCUGCUAUUACUAAUAGCACGCCUCCUACGCCACUCGGCUCGUCUACAGAUGUGUCAGUGGAAGAAAAGAUUGAGGAAGAUGAAGACGAUUCUUCUAUUGAGGAAGCAUCCGGCGAUGACAAAUUAAUCUCUGACAAUGAACUCGAUACGAGCCAACCUCAAGUCCACGAAGAAUCUGCAGAAGUUGAAAAUACGGACAGUGAGCAAGAAGCCACCGAGCAAGCCGAGGAUGCGUUGGCACCACAAUCAGAACACGAAGUUGCACACGACGAAGAGCAUCUAAUAAUCACGGAGUCCUCGGAAAGUCAAGUAGAUAAGGCAGACGAACAUGAAGACAAUACCGUUUUAGAAGAAGAUCACGAUGCAGAAGCCCAUGUUGAGGAGCAAUCCGAUGGAUUUGUUGAGAAAGGAACAGAAGAAUCGGUGGAAACGGACAAUCAAGUACUAGAGGAAGUGGAAGAAGAUGAAGAGGAUGAGGAAACUGAUGAAACCGACGAUAUGGAUGAUGAACUGGAAACGGGUGAGUCCAAGAGAGACCUGGAUUCUACCGCCGCCAUGUCUCCAUUGAGGGAUCUCAUCAUACGAAUGGCCCAAAGGAUUGACGAAAGGCCUGCCUCAAGCGAAUCCGAGAAUAUGAUGGAUGAUUCGUCUAAAUUGAAAGAAUUUGAACGAAUUCUCGGUGAGCUUAUUUCUCGCACCGAAACUGAGCGAGUUCCUCCCCAAACAGAUGAUGCCAGUCAAUCAACUACAGGCGAGCCAAAGGCUGAAUCCGAGGCACAAUCAACCGAACCCGAAAUAGAAGAAGUCAAGGAGAAACAAGACUCAGCUAGCCAAUCAUCUUCAGGAGAAGAUCCAGAAAAGCCCGAGUCAGCGGAAGAGGUGAUAGAUGAGAACUUGUUAGGUCUGGUCCUGACAAUUAAGAACAAGGUCAACGGCCAAUAUGUGCCUAGGCCCGAGAAGUUGAAGGCGAAAGAUAAGUGGAACGUGGAGUACAACAUUGAAGAAAUCGCAAUCAAGCGAGCCAAUACAAUUUAUGACCAAUGCAAGACGAGGCGUCAAAAAGUCUUCGAGGAUACGGGCAACAAGGAGACAGAGUGGUUCAAAAUGUUCAGUGGAAAACUCUCUGAGUACACAAAUGCCGGGCGCAAGUUUAGGGCGCGGGAGUCGCAGAACGCGAAGUCACGCCCCGUCCACAUUGUAGGACAUCACAAGCCUUUACUGUGGGAAGAUGUAUUCGGGAAAAAUAAAGGGAAAGGGAAGCCGGUAGAAGAGGAUGCCGAUACGGUGUAGGAAGGGCAUGAGGAUGGGGACCGGUUCGGAAAACAAAACAUCAGGUUAUCAUCAAAGGCUACGGGAGGCAUGACUCCGGUUUAGUCAAUCGUGAUAUUUACAUCUACUCCACUGUAUAACAUCUCGCUUGCAGCGCUGUAGUAUUUACACGUCGGUUGGGAGGGGUUUUGGGCAUGAGGAUCUAGGUCAUAUGUAGAAUACUUUCGGAAUAUUCUGCUGCCUCUCGUCGUAGGCGACUUACAAUGGAACAAAAGGCUGUCUCGACUCUCUGUAAAAAGCAAAGUUCAUC
Messenger RNA from Annulohypoxylon maeteangense, 3565 nucleotides. Its product is annotated as mitochondrial protein Pet127-domain-containing protein. The record is from RefSeq and is a predicted model, not a curated record. The coding region runs from base 475 to 3276 and encodes 933 amino acids. Lineage: Eukaryota; Fungi; Ascomycota; Sordariomycetes; Xylariales; Hypoxylaceae. The transcript has a single exon. Gene Ontology annotation, biological process: mitochondrial RNA 5'-end processing. Gene Ontology annotation, cellular component: mitochondrion; mitochondrial envelope.